Messenger RNA from Rotaria socialis, 1779 nucleotides. Lineage: Eukaryota; Metazoa; Rotifera; Eurotatoria; Philodinida; Philodinidae. The record is from the annotation of a GenBank genome assembly.
AUGGCAGCUCUAAGUGGCAGUAUGUCAAAACUUCACAGAAAAGUAGCAUUAGUUAUAGGCAAUCAAAGUUAUAGCAAGAGGCCGUUGACUAACUCUGUGAAUGAUGCCAAUGAUUUAGCUGAUGCCUUGCGUACAAUUGGCUUUGAAGUUACUUUGGGUGCUGAUUGUACACAUCAAAAAAUGGCUAAUUUGAUCGACAACUUUGCUGAUAAAAUUCAAGAUCAAGAUUUAGUAAUGUUUUAUUUUGCUGGUCAUGGUUUUCAAUAUAAAGAGCAAAAUUAUUUAUUGCCAGUUGAUGCAGAUGAAAAAAUAGCGAGAGAAACAAACAUUAAAUUUAAUUCAGUUAAUGCUCAAGAAACUUUAGAAAGCUUGUCAUCACAAACGUCAUAUGUCACUAUUUUUAUUCUGGACUGUUGCCGUGAAUAUCUGUUUGAUGAUACAAGUAAAUUUCGAGGUCCAAAAAGUAGUGGUUCGGGAUUGCACGCAAUGAUAGCACCAGGAGGCACUCUUCUUCAGUUUGCUUGUGCUCCUGGUAGCUUGGCAGCAGAUGGAGGUGGUCAAGAUAGGAAUGGAUUGUAUACGAAACAUUUAUUGAAACAGAUUGCCGUUCCAAAUCAACAUAUAGAUUUGAUCUUUUCCUCUGUUGGUGCUGAGGUUUAUAAAGAAAGUAAAGGAAAACAGAUGCCAUACCGCGUUAGUUCAAUUAUGAUUGCUGAAAAUAUUUAUUUAAAUUCCAUCGAUGCUGAUCCUGCACGGUCGCCAUCCGUAUCUUCAGAACGAAUUUCAGCUCCAGGAAUGCUUCUCACAACAAAUGACAAGCAGAAUCCGCAACCGACCUCGCCGAAACCAUCAUAUUCAGUCAAUAUUUCUGCUAAUGCUGAAUGGAAACAGAAUGGUGUGACUGUUGCUGGAGGUCACGGGGAAGGGCGUGCCACUAAUCAACUCUACUCCCCUCAUGGUCUCUUUGUUCAUGAUGAUCAAACAGUAGUUAUUGCUGACUGGAGGAAUCAUCGUAUCGUGCAAUGGAAGAACGGUGAUACAACGAAUGGACAAGUUGUUGCUGGUGGCAAAGGUCAAGGAAGAGGAUUGAAUCAAUUGAAUGGUCCAACUGAUGUCUUAAUUGACAAAGAGACGGAUAGUCUCAUUAUUUGUGAUCAAGGGAAUCGACGAGUUGUACGAUGGCCUCGUCGUAGUGGUACAACACAAGGUGAAUUACUCAUCGACAACAUCUACUGUUAUGGAUUAGCAAUGGAUGAGCAGAGAUAUCUCUACGUUUCCGACACCGGAAAACAUGAAGUAAGACGAUAUCAAUUGGGUGAGGAGAAUGGCACUGUCGUAGCUGGUGGAAAUGGACAAGGUGAUGGUCUCAAGCAACUUAACGGACCGGCAUAUCUUUUUGUCGAUCGACAACAGAAUGUCUACGUGUCAGACUACUCGAAUCAUCGUGUAAUGAAAUGGAAUAAAGACGCAAAAGAAGGUAUUGUGCUCGCUGGAGGACAAGGCUACGGGAAUGUUUUGACACAAUUGGAUCGGCCUAAUGGACUCUUCGUUGAUGCGUUGCGUACACUCUAUGUAGUAGACUCGGGGAAUCAUCAUGUAAUGCGUUGGACUCGAGGAGCGAAACGAGGUACUGUAAUUGUGGGUGGAAAUGGUCGAGGACCAGGAGCAAAUCAGUUCCACGUCCCCAUUGGUUUAUCUUUCGAUCGACAUGGCAAUCUCUUUGUCGUCGAUUAUAAUAAUCAUCGUGUUCAACGAUUUUCUAUCGAAAAGGACUUGUGA